AUGGGGAAUGGUAUGAACAAGGUUGUUGAUGGCCUCUUUCUUGGCAACAUAAGAGAUUCAGAGGACAGGGAAAGUCUGGCAAAAAAUGGUAUCACACACAUUCUGUCGGUGCACAACAAUGCCAAGCCUGUGUAUGAGGAUAAGACCUACCUUUGUAUUCAAGCUGAUGAUGCCUCCAGUCAAAACUUAUUACAACAUUUUAAAGAUUCCAUCGGCUUCAUCCACGAGUGCCGCCUGAACGGAGGAGCAUGUUUGGUUCACUGUCUUGCUGGCGUGUCUCGUAGCACAACGAUGGUGGUGGCCUAUUUAAUGACUAUCACAAAGUACGACUGGGAGGAAUGCCUGUCUGCCAUUAAAGCCGUCCGCUCAUUUGUGGGCCCAAACUACGGCUUCCAGCAGCAGCUACAAGAAUAUCAAGUGACAUUAGUUUCAGAGUACCGAACCUGGCUAGAGUCCAGUUUCCGGCCCUGUCCUUUCAAAGACCAGGAGCAGGUGGCCGUGUUGCUGAGCCAGUACAAAGAGCACCAGGAAAGCCAGAGAAGAGGACUGGACAACCGCUGGUCCAGUCAGAGACGGGACGGCUGCGCUUUGCCCGAGGAUGAGGAUAAAGAUGUAGAUAAGAGCUGA
Molecule: messenger RNA, 627 nt
Organism: Knipowitschia caucasica
Lineage: Eukaryota; Metazoa; Chordata; Actinopteri; Gobiiformes; Gobiidae
Source: the annotation of a GenBank genome assembly